UCUCCGCACUGCUGGCCCCUACCCGUCCGUCGUGUGUCACGUGCAGCAGCAUCAUCAUCAUCACAUCAUCAUCAUCACAGCAGCAGCAGCAGCAGCAGACAUUUGCCGAGCACAGACACGGACUGCGGUGGCCCACUGCGCGCUCGUGCUUCGCGUGGGCGCAUCCGAGGGACACACGGGAUCGUACCCUUUACUCCGGCGGUGUGCCCUGACGCCCACCUUUCUAGCCUGCUCGUGUGGACGGUUGACUGCAGAUUUGAUGGCGCUGUGCCGGCUGGUCUGAUCGAGGGCUUGCGGCCAGGGGGGAGGAGGGAGGAGGCGGGUGGGCGCAUCUGUGGGGCCGCAGAGAGAGAGAGAGACAAUCCUCUGUCCACGGCCGCGUCCGUCCUCUGCCCUGUGGUUGUGAAUGGACUGCGCUCCCUCCGUGAUUUUCUGCAUUCGCUCUGAGUCAUUAGAGGAAGAAGAUGGCGGACAGGGCUGAGAUGUUUUCCCUAUCCACUUUCCAUUCCCUCUCUCCUCCUGGAUGCAGGCCAUCCCAUGACAUCAGCCUGGAGGAGUUUGAUGAUGAAGAUCUCUCUGAAAUUACAGAUGACUGUGGGAUUGGACUCAACUAUGACUCUGAUCCAUACGAGAAGGAUUCCCUUAUUCUGGAGAAGAAUGACCUGCACCAUCCAGUCUGCUCCUUCCAGGAUGACUUCCAAGAGUUUGAGAUGAUUGACGAUGAAGAUGAGGAUGACGAGGAGGAAGAGGAUGAUGACCCUGAUGCGCCCCCAUCGCCCUUUGCCUCCCCUCCUCUCUCCCCUACUCUUGGCACUCUUAAGAGCCGACCCACCACACUGAACCUCACCGCUGCUGUGUCACAGGAUUCUCUGAACAAUAACAGCAGUCUGUCCCCAAAGAAAGGAAGUUGGCAGGACUCCUUACGCAACCCUGCCUCACAGGGCCGUCUGUCACCGACUCACUCAUGUUUGGAGGAUGGUAGCCAUGUGACAGGCCAGUGCCCAGGCUCUCCAGUUUCCCAGGCACCGGGGUCUCAGAGCAAAAGUACUCUACCAAAACAGACAGGGGAGGGUGGGAACCCCCAGUCCCCUCACAGGCCCCUCCUCUGCGACAUUGAGGGCAACAGGCGCGAGAGGCCAGAAUACGGCUCAUUUGGUCAUCUUAAGUCUCACUCAAGCUCUGGUGAUGUCAAUGACCCAAAAGCGGACCCUUCAAUCCAAAAAAACAGAGUACCCUCCGUAGAAGAGCACUCCCAGUGUUCAGACACAGAGGUGGACCACGACCUCAACAGUCACCACAAUCACAAACAUUCAUACCGGUGUGCCACUGACACCUACACAAUCACCAGCGAGUCAGGUAUGGAGCCAGAGAAUGACCCAGACCCAGAUGGAACCAGUCGCUGUUUGUCAUCCACUGCACCCAUGGGAGCCAAUGAUGGCGCUGACACACCCUUGUCUGAUGAGGAACUGGAUAAGGACUUUGAAGUGGAGUUCAUGUGUAAGGAGACCUAUGAUAUGGUGUGUAAGGAGUCAUCAUACAUUGAAUUCCCCUCCAUUGAACCUUCUGAGCCUGUCUCCUUCUCCAGCUAUUUGUCCUCCAGCCGCUCAGAGGCUCUUGAAGAGACCAACAGUUUGGAUGCUCAAGUAAAUUCUGCCAUGGAGGCAGCAGCGAAUGACUCCACCUCUCCAUCCUCAGAUCCAGGGAUAGCAGAUAUGAACCAGCGGGGUUACUUAACUUCAGACCAGGAUAAAGACCUCAGUUCUCCAGGAUCUGACUCUGAUAUUGAAGGGGAGUUGGAGGCAGCAUUUGCCUGCGGAGGUCCCGUUGUCUCAAACAUGAUCUCCUCUAUCUCAGAGACAGAGCUGGACCUUACCAGUGAUGAUAGUAGCAGUGGACGCUCAUCCCAUCUCACCAACUCCAUUGAAGAGGCUAGCUCACCUACAUCAGACCAAGAACUGGACCCGGAUACAGAGUUAGAGCAGGACAGUGGCAUUGUUGGAUUGAAAGCAUCUCUACUUCUUGGCCAGCCAGACCCAAUCAAAGAAGGAUCUACUUUACCAUCUCCUUCACCUCUACCCUCACCCACAAUUGCUACACCAUCCCCUGUUGACUUGCCCAUCUUACCCCCUGACUCUUAUGAUGACGGUCAAGCUCUGAUGGGGCUGCAGAAUGUGGAUGAUGAGCUGUCCUGCGAGCACCAGGCUGACCCAGAUGAGACUCUACCACCAGCCCAAACCUGUGAGGACAGUCUGUCCAGACAGAUGGUUCUCCAGAUAGAACCAGACCACAGCCUAGAGAGCUUCAAACGCUCCUUCUACCUGCCAGUGGGGCCGAGGAUGAUACCAAGUGCAGAUGAAUAUGAUGGAACAAGUGAAGGGGACUCAGAAUCUGAAAGCGAAGACGACUUAAGUGAGAAUUCAGACUCACCCUGGCUGCUCAGCAACUUGGUCAACAGGAUGAUCUCAGAGGGCUCAUACCCAAUAACCUGCCCCGAGGAGUGCUUCAAGAGAAAAGUAUCUGUGUCGGACACCAUCUCACCAUCCUCCGACAUUGGAGAGGGAGAUGGUUUCAAUGAUGAGGAUGGUGAGAAGAAAUCAGGGAUGGAGGAAUCAGAGGAAGAGGAAAAGGAGGGGGAUGGAUACAGAAUGGAAAUGAUGGCGCCUGGAGAAAGAAAGAGUGUGGAGUCCUCAAAAGAAGGAGCAGUGAUAAGUCCCUGUCUCUAUAUGAGUAACCUCACUGGUGACACCAUAUCCCCUCUCAUUUUAGACCGCUGUUCAAACAAUGGGACAGGAACCACAGAUUUCAAACCAUCAAAAAAUGGCAGGAGACAAGAGGAAGAUGAAGAGCCCAAUAAUGACUUGAUGAUGUUGGAGAGAAGGAAGGAUUUGGACUCACCAAGCCUCAGUGAAAGUGUUGUUAGCGACAAGGAUGAAGGUCGAGAGACGGAGCCCAGACCAACAAGCCGCUCAUCAGCCUCGCUUGAGCGUAUCACAGAGGUCAAACAUAGCCUGACACUGGACAUACCCACCACCCAGACCAACCGCUGCUUCAGCCUUACCUACUCUACAGACAAUGACGAAGAGGAGGACGAUGGGGACGCUUAUCCAUUCCUGGGUGGCUUAAGGAAGCAGUCCUAUAGAGGUAGUGACUUGGAGCUUGACAGUUCACCGCCCAUAGAUUCCAGUGUGCAAGACCAUUGUUUAACUGACAAUGACCUCCCACUGUGUGAGAAAGAUCUGGGUCUAAGGCAGUCGAAUGAAGAUGAUGGGCUGGCCUAUGACUCCAUGAAGUACACACUGGUAGUGGAUGAAAAUACUACGCUGGAGCUAGUCAGCCUCAGAAGAUGCACCUCUGUUCUGAGUGAUGACAGUGAGCUUUCCACACUAUGUGAUGAGGAGCCUUUGGGAACGACUGACGUGAGCUACGGUCGAGAGGAUGAGAAGGUGAGGCCAGAACUUGUAAGUUCUUCUGAGGACUCCUCUCCUGAGGCCGACCUUCCAUUCUCCAAGAAGUUCCUCAAUGUGUUCGUCAACAGCACAUCUCGCUCCUCCAGUACAGAAUCCUUUGGACUUUUCUCUUGUACAAUCAAUGGAGAGGAGAGGGACCAGACACACAGGGCAGUUUACAGGUUCAUUCCCAGACAUACAGAUGAGCUGGAGCUGGAUGUGGACGAUCCUUUAUAUGUGGAGGAAGAAGAGGAUGACUACUGGUACAGAGGCUAUAACAUGCAGACAGGGGAGAGGGGGAUCUUUCCUGCCUUUUAUGCCCAUGAGGUCAUAGGCCAGUCGAAGGAAUUGUCGGGAAUGAAAAGAAAUCCCGCAUGGAUUGAGACUUUCAGCGUUCAGUUUUUGGGGUCUGUUGAAGUACCAUAUCACCAAGGAAACGGUAUUCUCUGUGCUGCCAUGCAGAAGAUUGCGAUAUCGAGGAAACGGACUGUGCAUGUGCGACCUCCUUCUCUGUGUGAGUUGGAGAUUAGCUUGCAAGGAGUGAAACUGAUCAUGAGCCUGGAGGAUGAAUAUGAAAUCCUUGAUGAGUAUGACAGAUGUAGUCACUUCUUCCAGAUGAAGAACAUCUCGUUCUGUGGGUGCCAUCCGAGGAACAACUGCUACUUUGGCUUCAUCACUAAGCACCCCAUGCUGAGCAGAUUCGCUUGCCAUGUGUUUGUUUCCCAGGAGUCCAUGCGACCUGUAGCAGAGUGUGUUGGACGAGCCUUCCAAGAGUACUACCAGGAACAUCUGGAGUAUGCCUGCCCCACUGAGGACAUUUACCUCGAGUAAGAAGUGUUGCCAUGACGACCGCCUUCUUCCUCCACAGCUUGUGUAUGUUCAUCACGUUUGCCACCAGAGGGCACUGUGAGCGGGGUCUUCUCUCCAUCGUAAAAACUAAAACUGGGAACUUCAUUUCCACAGUAUGCUUGGCAUCUGACUUACUUCAUUCAUCUCUCUCUCUCUCUCUCUCUCUCUCUCUGUGUGUUUCCAUCAGCUCGAUGGAUUGAUUGCCUGUUUCUUUUAUCUUUUUCUAUGAUAUCAAACUAAGACGCUGAGCACCUGUUUAUUCAAAGGUUCCUCUUUUGAAAUGAAAACAAUGUACCUACUACUGCUGUUUCACUUUUCAAUGCAUGGCUAGUAGGGUUAAUGCACACAGACACACCAAGAAAUCCACAUAUCCAAGUGAACGGCAAGCAGCUCAACAAUCAGCACGGGAGGGGUGUAGAAUCAAGAGGUUGGCGUUGAAUUAACUGUAAAUAUGUAUUUGUUCAAUAUUGACAAACUGCUGGUUAGAUUUCUACUGAUAGUGACAUUGGAGAAAAGUAGAGAGAGUACAGUGAACAGUCCUUGGUCCAGCUUACCAACCCCCCCCCCCCGUGUUGCGUACAAGACUUAGUGUGUGUUGUAAAUACAUGUAUAGAAAGUAGACAGACAGGCGCCUCAUCCACACUAAUUAAGAAACACUCACAGUUGAGACUGAUGGAGGGGAUUCUGUUCUUAGUUUUGUUGUGGGUAUUAAUGUCUGACAGGAGCGACUGCAGGUGUAUGAGAUUAUUUAUGAUUGAUUAUUUUAGAAAAGGUGUAAAGACUUGGAAUGAACUCUGAAUGUUAUCAGCCCCUGCAGAUAUUUUAUUCAGCUUGGAUUAAGUGCAGUAACUGUCAGCAGAUUUUCACUUUGGUCCAGUCCAGUUUGUUGACCCUCGCCGUGGAGGAGCUGUCAUAGAGAAUCAUUUAACUGUGGAUCACUUUUGCUUUGCAAUGAUUGAUGUGACUUUCAGGUCAGAGAAAGCCUCUGAAAAGCCAUAUUCUCACACCUCUUGACUGUUGAACUCUGGUUUUUAGUGACGUUCUAGUCUCCAUUUACUUUUUGACUUGGCAGUUUCAACGAGGGAAAGGAACGGCUGGAUUGACCUGCAGCCAUGUGUCAGUAGGGCUGUAUGGCCGCGUGACAGCGACUUGCUAAUUCUCGGACCUGGUAUCACAGUGGAAUUGAACCUUUAAUAAACGGUUUUGUAGUUAUGUAAAUGGUUAGACUUUGAUCUGUUUUUAACUGUUAAGGAGAGGAGCGAUAGCGAUAUGUUCCCAUAUUUAUUUAUUGCUUUUAGUCUGGGCAAGGAUUAAAGCAUCAUUCACACGUUGCACAAUAACCUACUCUGGGCUUGUUUGAGCACAUCACCUUAUUUUCUAGCACCUAACAAAGGGGACGGGGUAUGUUUAAAACAUGACGCAGUCAACACAGUUGACUGUUACAUGGAAUUUUAGGCUUCGAGGUUUUACCCUACCGUCUCCCUACCAUCCACAUCGUUCUCCCUGUUCGGCAUCUUGUUCUGCUGCUUUCAGUCACAGUCCGCCAGAAGAAACAAACACCUCAGAUCUGCAGGAUUUCAGUGUCAAAAGUUCACUGAAUGUUAAAAUGCCAGGAGGGAGGUGGGGUGUUAUCUACAUAUGUAUCGCUGUCAGUUAGAUCAUGUAUAUACAAUAGCGAAUCUAAGAUAGUGCUGUGUCCUUUAUGUUGAGUAUGUUACUGAAAUAAAUAUGUACUUUAAUUAAAAAGAAAUUCUAAAAAAAAAAAUUUAAAAAAGAUCACAACCAGACAAAAACCCCUGAAAGAUUAGAAAAACGCUUAAAUAUCUUGUGAUCUGCAAUAAUUUUAUUUCAGUGUCUUAUGUGUCCACACAAGGUGUUAUCCCAGUAUCUGUCACACACGUGGUAUUUGGGUUCCUGCGAUAACUCUCAACAAACAGGCUUCAGCAGCACAUUUAGGGCAUAUUUGUGAUAUGUGACAUCUGAAGUGUGUCAAACACCCACCAGACUAUCGACCAAUCUGCUGUUAGAGCUGAAUAGUGACUGAGUCAGCUGUCACAGGAAAACUAUUAUUGCGUCUUGCCGAUUAUAGUAAUUGCCUUGGAGUUCCAACAUUAUGUGACCCAUCUCUAAUCUGUAUCUAGUUGCUUCUGAUGUUGCUCAUGAUUUUGAUCUUGUUACAGCCUAGUUCAAAUCAUUUUCUUUCAGCUACACAAAACAGCCUCUGAGGGUUAUCUAGUCCCAUAUAGUUGCUGAGACAUACAUUAACAGUUAAACCAAACUUUUGACUUUACUACAUUAACAAGAUUCUUCACUGUAUACCUAAGCAAAACAGUAUGUGACAGAACAAACAUAUCUUAAUCUUGUAUCUUCAAAAACAGGGACUUGUAAAAUGAAAGCGAUGAAACAGAAAAAAAAUUACAAAAAAAAUGAUCACUCUGCCUUGUCUUGGAUCUGGUCUUAUGAAUAAAAUAUAUGCUUGAUGUCCAAA
Messenger RNA from Scophthalmus maximus (turbot), 6783 nucleotides. RefSeq names its product mitogen-activated protein kinase 8 interacting protein 2 (gene mapk8ip2). Gene Ontology annotation, biological process: regulation of JNK cascade. Bases 465 to 4277 code for a protein of 1270 amino acids. NCBI's taxonomy places the organism in Eukaryota, Metazoa, Chordata, Actinopteri, Pleuronectiformes, Scophthalmidae. The record is from RefSeq and is a predicted model, not a curated record. Gene Ontology annotation, molecular function: protein binding. Gene Ontology annotation, cellular component: cytoplasm. The transcript is spliced from 14 exons.